Molecule: messenger RNA, 2305 nt
Organism: Nezara viridula (southern green stink bug)
Lineage: Eukaryota; Metazoa; Arthropoda; Insecta; Hemiptera; Pentatomidae
Source: the annotation of a GenBank genome assembly
GUGGAAUCCAUCCCUUUUUUUAUUAUGUAAUGGACAACACUUCUACUCAUGGUCAGAAAAUGACCACUGUUUCCAAAAGGUAGCAGUUUACAUGAGUAGAAAAUAAUAAAAUUUAGAAAUGGUGGUCAAAAUGGCCGCCAUGGAUGACCAUGAAAGAAAAAUUGUUUUAGAAUUUUGUCACUUACUUGACAAAUCUAAAAAUCUGUUCAAUGGACUAAGGGACCUUCCACAGUAUGGGCAUAAGCAAUGGCAAACUUACUUUGGCAGAACUUUUGAUGUUUAUACAAAACUUUGGAAAUUUCAGCAACAGCAUAGACAAAUUCUUGAUACAAAAUAUGGUCUGAAGAGAUGGCAAAUAGGUGAAAUUGCUUCCAAAAUAGGACAACUUUACUAUCACUAUUAUUUGAGGACUAGUGAAACUAAUUAUUUGAAUGAAGCAUUUUCUUUCUAUUCUGCCAUCCGUGGUAGGGCGUACUAUUCUCGAGCUUCCAAAGAAGACAGGUUAAUUUUUAAAACAAUUAUAAUUCUUAUUUCAUGAACGAAUCUCAAAAGGUAAGUGCAAUUUAAUAAUAUCUAAUCAUUUGUAUAGUCCUCAUUUUAAUAGGUCUGACCUAAUGGUGAAGAAGUUGAGGUAUUAUGCCAGAUUCAUUGUUGUUUGCCUUUUAUUGAAAAAAAUGAAAUUAGUCAGAGAUUUAGUAAUGGAAUUAGAUAAGCAGAUAGUAGAUUAUACGAGCACCUACGAACCUGAUGACCAACUGGAAUGGUCUCUUGUUCUUGAUGAGAUUAAAAGCUUUAUUAAAGCUGAUGGCAUUGUUAGUGUGCUUCAUGCUGAUUCAAAUACAAUAGUUUUAUCGCAUAGGCUAAGUCCUUUAACCACGCCUCCAGUUGAAAAGUCUACGAUAAUGAAUUUAUCACUUCAGGAAAUAGUAAUUAUUGGGAAUUGUUCUGACCAGGUCAAAUUCAGCGAGUUGACAAUGGAUAUGUUUAGAAUGCUGCAGACGUUGGAACGGGAGCCUCAAGAGGAUUACAAUCAUUUGUAUGAUUCACCAGCCCCUGGCAGAGUGCCUUUUGAAAAAAGCUAUAGUGUAUCGAGUGCCAAGGGUGGUGUAGGCUACCCAGCGAUGGUAAUGUGCCAGGAGAAUGGAGAUCGCCCGUCCAAAAGAGAGAAUCCGCACAAAUAUCUCUUGUACAAACCCACUUUUAGCCAAAUCAUGGUUUUCUUAGCUUCAGGUUUUAAAGAACUGCCAGCCAACGGUGCUCUUUUACUUUAUAUUUCUGCCGAUGGAUGUUUUGGUUCAACAAAGCAUCCUGAAGACAUGGGUUAUGACUUAGGCGGUGUAGUUACGAAUAGUAAGCGAGAAGUUGAUCAUUCAAAUAAAAAAGGUGCUCAUUCAAAGGAUAUGCAUUGUCUCUAUCCUGGUGAUUUGUAUCCAUUCACACGGAAGCCUUUCUUUGUCAUUGUGGACUCUGACAACAGCUUUGUAUUCCAACACUUACCGAGGUAUUUUGGACAACCUCUGGUCAUCCUUAUGUCUCCACAGGACAUCCCUCCUAACUUUCAUGAACAACAGCACAAUGGAAACCUGUUUACAAUGUUUCUACACAGCCCGCUCACUGCAUUUUGUUAUAUUUGUAGUAUUACUAAUGUUCCGAUUCAUCAUUGGGAACGUUGCCAGUCAUUUAUUGACCGUUUUGUAACCGAAGCUAGUCGCCUUCUUACAAGGAGUAGAAUAGAUCCUGUAUAUUUACAAUUUUUCGGGGACGAUUUCUUGAGACUCCUAGUUCUUCGAUAUGUUUUCUGUGAUAUAGCUCUUCAUUUGCAUCGCUCCUUUAAGAGUCGCCAUUUGAGGCCCAGAUGCCAUCCAGCCCUGCCUGAAAGCGAGCUCCUCGAACACCCAGCACUGAUCCAUCUAGUCCUUGACUUGGCCUUACAUUUGGAGGUGCGAUCACAUUUCAUAGACAGCAACGAGCUGGAAUGAUCUACAGCUCGGGGGCGGGCGAGCCCGAUCCCCCGUGGUUCCCGACCCAGGUGACCCACCUCACGGCAACCUAUUUCCACUGAAAAGCUCCUUGCUCUCGCUGUCUCCCUGUUCCUCUCAGAGCUAGCUGUACUCCUUGUUGUCGGCUUCAUCAUCGAGUCAGAUCUGUUUGCUGUUAAAACAGUUUUGAGGCACCCUUGCACUAUUUUUAAUUGAAUAUUUUAUCGCUUACAUACUUUGUUGAAAACGUCACUUUUGUUUUUAUUUUAUAUUUUUAUUUUUUUGUUGUUUUAAUCUUUUGAUAAAAUAAAUAUUUUGUAUUUUUA